Molecule: messenger RNA, 905 nt
Organism: Anolis sagrei ordinatus
Lineage: Eukaryota; Metazoa; Chordata; Lepidosauria; Squamata; Anolidae
Source: RefSeq, a predicted model, not a curated record
AUGGAGAAACAUGCAGAGAAAUAUGAGGUUACAUUUUCUAUUGCCAAUGCCAGAUACUUAGAUGGGGGAAGCUACUGGUGUUUACUUGAAAUCUUUCCUCAGGCACAGCAAUAUUGGAGUGUGGGAGCAUACAUCCAGAUAAGAGAACAAAUUUAUUCCAAGCCGUCCAUAGCAGUGAGUCCCAAAGAACUGGUUCCACUGGGCAAAAAUGUUGCUAUCCAUUGUAAGAAUAAAGGCAACAGACUGGCUGAAUAUUCUCUCAUUAAGGAAGGGGCUCUUAAUAUUAUCCAAUUUAAAAGAGUAGAUAGGAAUGGAGCUGUAUUUACCAUUGACAAUGUUGAUCAAUCAAAAGUCGGGAUCUACUGGUGUGACUACAGACCGUACCGUGAUUAUCGAUACUCCCAUUUCAGUGAGAGAGUGUACAUCAACAUAACAGAUUGUAGCCUUUCCAAACCCUCCUUGAAAAUUACAUCUACAGAGCAGACCUCUUCGGGCUUCAAUGUUACCAUUGAAUGCCAGGGGCCAGAGAUGGGUCUGAUCUUCUCAUUACACAAAUCCGAGGACCUAAAAGCAACACAAGAAGAGACAGACAGAAAUGCAACUGCUUUCCAAGUUAUCAUGAAAGAGUUGGAGGAUGCAAGGCACUAUACCUGUCAGUAUUGCCACAAAGGAAAUCCCUUUGUGUGGUCAGAACUAAGUGACCCCUUGGAGCAGGAUAGGAAUGACAGUAUUACAAUUAUUGUUUGGGCAAGAAUUGCUGCAGGGUACCUCAUUUUGGUUUUUCUCUUGCUCUUGAUUACCUGCAAUCUUAUCCGAAAAAGGAAGAAGGGUAAGUGGACCCUGUAUGGGUUGCUUAAUCAGGAAUAAGAUUAAAGUAGACAUAACUGAAGUAGUAUUACAUGCAA